CGAGGAAGGGAUCAGGCGGAGGGGGUGGAGGCGGUUGAUGCCAGAGACACGUACGGCUCGUUGAGGAACGGUGGCAGCUGUUCUUGUGGCGGUGACAAGAAGAGCCUCCGCAGCAGAUUGUGUGUUUUGACAUCUGAAGAGUUGUGUCAACCUACUGCCUAGCAGAAUGGAUGUUUUCAACCGGAACAUAAAUUUUGAUGCCCUCUUCAAAUUCUCCCACAUCUCUGCAUCAACCCAGCAGCAUCUGAAGAAAGUGUAUGCUAGCUUUGCGCUAUGCAUGUUCCUAGCAGCAGCUGGAGCCUACAUCAAUGUGGUGACUCAGCUGGUGCAGUUUGGCCUGCUGACUGGCCUGGGAGCAUUGGGUCUUAUGAUCUGGCUGAUGGCCACACCACACAGCCGGGAAACAGAAGAGAAACGACUGGGCAUGCUAGCAGGCUUUGCUUUCCUCACUGGAGUCAAUCUAGGACCUCUGCUGGAGAUGUGCAUUGCUAUCAACCCUAGCAUUAUCCCAACUGCUUUCCUGGGCACAGCUGUAAUCUUCAGCUGCUUCUCUCUGAGUGCCCUGUAUGCCAAGCGUCGUGCCUAUUUGUACCUUGGAGGUGUCCUGUUUUCUGGCCUUUUCCUGAUGCUUUUCUUCUCCCUGAUCAACAUUUUUGCAGGCUCCACCUGGCUCUUCACAGUUAAUCUCUACAUUGGACUUAUGGUGAUGUGUGGCUUUGUGCUGUUCGACACUCAGCUCAUAAUUGAGAAAGCUGAGAAUGGAGACAAGGACUACAUCUGGCACUGUGUGGAUCUCUUUCUGGAUUUUGUCAACAUCUUCCGAGAACUCAUGGUCAUCUUGGGCAUGAACGAGAACAAGAAGAAGAAAGAAAAGUGAAGUGUCACCGGAUGCCUGUGCGGAACCUCCUUUUUCUGGCCCUUCCCAUUUGCCUCUUUAUUGCUUCCAUCCAACUUGACUUGCAUUAAAGGUGCCCCCCUACCCUAUUCUGUGUGAAUGAGAAGCAUCUGUGACACUUUCAUACUUUGUGGAAAUUGGGUUUUUCCCUUCUUGGUUUUUGAGCCUCAUUGAAAAAGCUAACUGGCUGAUCCUAAUGCUGGAGUCUGGCUUUGCUCCACUUUUUGUGUAUACACACCUGGUCCUGCUCCCAUUUUCUCCUGUAUUGUCAUUCAGCUCUGUCCUGUUGGCAGUGACCCCACAGGUGUCACUGGGUAGGCAGCUCAAAAUGAUAUUUCUCAUCCCUCAACUGCCCUCACCUCAAACACCAUUAGAGUGAGGGCAGGAGCGGAAGAGUUUCCACUCUUGGUAAAAAAAAAAAAAAAACUGCUGUGGUGUGCUUACUCCCCAAACAAAACAAACAAAUCCUUUGCAGGGACUCUUUAAGGAGACCCAUGUUGAUGGAAGUGGCUUCCCAGGAAAGCAAACAGCUGAAGAUGCCAAGACCUCUGCACGAGGCACCUCAUGGCUUGGAGAUUGCCAGGAUGGGAGCUUACUGGUCCAACGUUUCCCCAGCCCCUAGUAUUGUUGCUGGGUUGUAAAAACAAGCCAUGCAAGGGAGAUACUCUUUUCUAGUUGACAUCUUGGAAGUCCACUUCUGCCACAACCAGUCUCUUGAAUCUGUCAUUGGUCAGUGUGGCUUAGUGCUACUUCUGUUGGCGUGUGGCUUUGCUGAUUAGGGACUUGGCAUUUUGGAAUUCAGGGGCCUGAGACCAGCUUUGAUCAACAAGUCUUUCCAGGACUAUAAACACUGGUUGUGGGAAAGGUGGCUUGGGUAAGAUGUGGCUGCCAAGUCUUCCAUUCAAAUCUCUGAUCGACUGUGCUGGAGAAGCCUCUGACAUGGUCGUGGGGAAGAACUGUUCCUGCUUAUGGGAAGCAGGAUGGAAUCUCUGCAGUUCAGCCUAAAUACAGCUCCAUUGAUAAGCUUGUUAUGGAACCUUAAAAGCUCUUCCUGCAGCAAACUAGAUAGUGUUGAUCUUUCCCUUCUUGGCACCCAAAGCCAGACUCCAACUCCGCUUGCUUGAGAAUAAAGGAAUUUCCCCUCUUCUCCUGAUUUUCCCCACCCCCCUUUUUGAACCAGUGCCAAGAACUAAGCUUUGAGAGAUCUACUUUAUAGAGACCUUGUCUAACAGGUUUUAAUACAUAAAGAUUAAACUCUGUCGCUCAUUGGAUGUCCAGCUCGGGCUGCAUUCUUUAGACUCCUUACUGUGAAGAGACAGGGGUUUUAAAAAAGGUGUUUUGAUUCAAAUAUGAAAUUUACAUUGUCUUGCUUUGUACGGGAAUAUAAAAUAUUAAAAUAAAAAUCCUCAGACUUUA
Molecule: messenger RNA, 2311 nt
Organism: Anolis sagrei ordinatus
Lineage: Eukaryota; Metazoa; Chordata; Lepidosauria; Squamata; Anolidae
Gene: TMBIM6
Product: transmembrane BAX inhibitor motif containing 6
Biological process (GO): negative regulation of endoribonuclease activity; negative regulation of apoptotic signaling pathway; negative regulation of RNA splicing
Cellular component (GO): mitochondrial membrane
Molecular function (GO): enzyme binding
Source: RefSeq, a predicted model, not a curated record